UUUAGCCUCAAACAUGAAGAAAAUUGAAACUAGUUCUAAAAUCUCUCUCUUGAAUUUACCUGAAUCAACUUUAGAUGUAAUUUUAGAACUCCUUUCACCAAUAGAACUCAUAAAUAUGUCUAAAGUAUGCACUUAUCUAAGAGGUAAAUGUAGAAGUGAUCAUUUGUGGGACAAUCACAUGAAGCAUAAAUGGGGAAGAGUCUUUGGUCAUUUUGCUUUCAAGGAGUGGCAAUGGCAUGUAACAAUAAUAACAAAGGAAGAAGGAAGUGUAUUGAAUCAACAAAUCAAUAUUCUUAAUGGAUCACUUGGGAGUUUUAGUGGUUCAUGGCCUAUGUUAUGUGUUGGAUCAUAUUUAGAAGAGUGCCAUAAUUUUAAGAGUUUAUUAUUGGCAAAUCAUUUUAUGAUGGCUUUGUAUUUGUCACUAGAGAGUGGCAAAUUCUGGUUUCCAGCUCAAUUAUACAGGGGAUUAUAUGUUCAUGACGCCUUGGUUAGCUAUAACUCCAUAACUGAUACCUUCAGAGCAAGGACACGUAGUUGGAAUGGAAGGAUUGUGGGGAACGAUCUCCACUGGGACAAGCUAAGAUUUUCUCCAGUUGAAACCUCUUCGUGUGUUCGCCACGUGUCUGAUUGUUUUCAAGAACUAAAGCCCGGGGAUCAUAUUGAGAUCCAAUGGAGAGGAAACACUCAAGCUCCAUAUGAAUGGUUUGCAGAUUGGUGGUAUGCUGUUAUUGGUCACCUGGAUUCUUGUAAUGAGAAUGAGAAUUAUUGCCUUUGUCAAAAUUCUGAGACCUUGGUGGUAGAGUUCAAGCAAUACCCUCAAAGGUCAAGCAUGAGAAAAGCAAAGCUAACCAGACAUACUGAAGAUUCGGCCGGAAAUUAUGGAGGAAUUAGAAAGCUUCACAGUCAAGAAGAGAUUCAAAAAUGGAAUGAGCUAUUAGAUCACCAACGAUAUAUAUAAGUGUCUAACAUAACCCGAUGAACAUAGUUUAGUUGGUAUGGACAUUGCAUGUAAAAUGCAAGGACCAGGGUUCGAAAAUAGAAUAUUAGAUCACCAACGAUAUAUACAAGUGUUGAACAUAAUGUAUGCAAAUUGCAAAAUAUAUGGCUUUAGCUUAUAAAUGUGGGCUAAUGCUAUGGUGCACCACCUUCACAAGUGGUCUACCGUGGACAAGUGAUCUACCGAAUAUGAAUUUUACGAAAUUCACUGUUGGAUUG
Messenger RNA from Trifolium pratense (red clover), 1215 nucleotides. RefSeq names its product F-box protein At2g26850-like. Bases 14 to 958 code for a protein of 314 amino acids. Gene Ontology annotation, molecular function: protein binding. Lineage: Eukaryota; Viridiplantae; Streptophyta; Magnoliopsida; Fabales; Fabaceae. The record is from RefSeq and is a predicted model, not a curated record. The transcript has 5 exons.